Molecule: messenger RNA, 1913 nt
Organism: Jatropha curcas
Lineage: Eukaryota; Viridiplantae; Streptophyta; Magnoliopsida; Malpighiales; Euphorbiaceae
Product: pyruvate dehydrogenase E1 component subunit beta-3, chloroplastic
Source: RefSeq, a predicted model, not a curated record
UACGAUUGGUGCGAUGUAGCCUAGCAAAACCCUUCUUCAGAGAGAGGGAGAAAUGGCGAUGGAAACUAUGUGGAUUGUGGCCUGAAAGUUUCAGCAUCAAAUAAAUCGCCCUACGUAAGCCAAAAAGACGAAGCACAACCCAAUAGCUCACACUUAGCUCUUCUUCUAUUCUGUUAUACUCCUCAAUUUCUCCGCCUUCUCUCAUUUUCUUUCGCUGUUUGCUCUUUAUAAAUUCAAUCUCUUUUUCUCUCCAUCUUCCCAUCUCUCUAUCUUUCUCUGAUCUCUUGCUUAGUUUUUUGCUAAAAGGCAGGAGAGAAAGGCACAUAUGGCUACAGUUUUCCAAGGAUUAGGAACUGCAACGGCUUUAACAGCUUCCAAUUCCUUCGAUUCGAAGAAAUUGCAGCUCCCCGCUCGUAGAUCCUUGUCAGAGAGGAAAGCGAGCUUCUUUGUGGUCAGAUCUGAUGGGAGCAUGAACUUGAACUUAGAUUCUAAUUCGGGAAGUCGCAGGGCCGAGCAGUUGAUUACCAAUGCUGUUGCAACAAAGGCUGAUAGUUCUGCAGCUUCAACCGCUUCUAAAUCGGGACAUGAACUUCUACUCUUUGAGGCACUAAGAGAAGGCUUGGAAGAAGAAAUGGAUAGAGAUCCCAAUGUUUGUGUCAUGGGUGAAGAUGUGGGUCAUUAUGGAGGUUCGUAUAAGGUGACAAAAGGCCUGGCUACAAAAUAUGGGGAUCUCAGAGUUCUUGACACCCCUAUUGCUGAGAACUCCUUCACUGGUAUGGGCAUUGGAGCUGCUAUGACUGGCUUGAGGCCAGUUGUUGAGGGUAUGAACAUGGGUUUUCUUCUCCUAGCUUUCAACCAGAUCUCAAACAAUUGCGGCAUGCUUCACUACACAUCCGGUGGCCAAUUUAAAAUACCAAUAGUCAUCCGUGGACCUGGUGGAGUAGGUCGGCAACUUGGAGCUGAGCACUCACAACGCCUUGAAUCAUAUUUUCAAUCAAUUCCCGGAAUCCAAAUGGUUGCAUGCUCGACGCCUUAUAAUGCCAAGGGCUUGAUGAAAGCUGCAAUUCGAAGUGAGAACCCAGUCAUACUUUUUGAGCAUGUCUUGCUUUACAACCUCAAAGAGAGAAUUCCUGAUGAAGAAUACAUCUGUAAUCUUGAGGAAGCUGAGAUGGUUAGGCCUGGAGAGCAUGUAACAAUUUUAACCUACUCAAGGAUGAGAUAUCAUGUGAUGCAAGCUGCCAAAACUUUAGUGAACAAGGGAUAUGAUCCUGAAGUUAUUGAUAUCAGAUCGCUGAAACCAUUUGAUCUCUACACAAUUGGAAAUUCAGUGAAGAAAACACAUCGUGUGCUGAUUGUUGAGGAAUGCAUGAGGACUGGUGGCAUUGGUGCUAGCUUGACGGCAGCUAUCACUGAAAAUUUCAAUGACUAUUUGGAUGCUCCUAUUGUAUGCUUAUCUUCACAGGAUGUGCCAACCCCUUAUGCCGGGACAUUGGAAGAGUGGACUGUGGUUCAACCUGCCCAGAUUGUGACAGCGGUUGAGCAGCUGUGCCAGUAAUUACAGUAGUAGCAUAAAUAGACCUCACCUAUAUGUAACUUAAUUUAUGCAAUGGAUUCAAGGUAGAUAUUGAAAUCACCAUCUCUAUCAUUAGGUUUGUCUGUCAAAGAUAAGAUUAUGUAACUCUACUCUAAUAUGUGUUGGGGAAAUAUAUGGUUAAAUAACUGAACAAGGCUAUUUCAGCCAUUUAUUUAGUUUUUUCCCUCCUUUUCAUUCAGGAGUUUCUGUUAUUACUUCUUUGUGUAGACUUGACUAAGUUGAAUUCAAGUGUUCAUGGUUAGUAUAGUGUUCUUGUUAACAUGAUGGUAACUCAUUUUUACAGAAUUUGAUUGGCAAAAUGAGUUUUAUUUGAUUGUAA